AUUAUUCCUUUUAGUGGUCCAAUUUACGGUGGCCUGAAAGAUGGGAUGACUGUAUUAGUCAGCGGAAGUGUUUUGAAGUCCUGCACAAGAUUCCAGGUUGACUUUCAGUGUGGCAGAUCCCAAGUGCCCAGAUCAGAUAUCGCUUUCCAUUUCAAUGUCCGUUUUGAUCAGAACUGUAUUGUAUGCAAUUCACACGAAAACGGAGACUGGAAGCAAGAAGAAAGGAAAUACGAUAUGGUUUUCCGCAAAGGGCAUCCAUUUGACAUCCGGUUUCUUGUGAACAUCUCCUCCUAUGUGGUACGAAGACGAUAAGUCCUCUUCGUGGGUUAUAAUCACCAUCUUUUAAAAAAAUAGUCUUGGUUUGGUUAUUGAUUUUUAUCUUGUGGCAAUGGGAAAGCAUUUUUCAAAAUGUGUGAAACACAAAAUGUCUCAAAAUAAUCCUUGCUGAGGGCAAAACUGUUAUCUCAAAUGCAAAAUGGGCCCCACCAAUGCACACAUAAACCGAUAAAGAGUUUGAGCACACUUCCUUUUGAUCUUGUCUUUAUUUUUAUUUAUCGGUUUAGAAACCGUCUCCUUCACGGAGCAAAAUCUCAAGUCUCUUACCCACUUUGGGUGCUCUAUACA
Messenger RNA from Thamnophis sirtalis, 624 nucleotides. The record is from RefSeq and is a predicted model, not a curated record. Lineage: Eukaryota; Metazoa; Chordata; Lepidosauria; Squamata; Natricidae.